Trypanosoma theileri is the source of this 2526-nucleotide messenger RNA. RefSeq names its product surface protease GP63. Gene Ontology annotation, molecular function: metalloendopeptidase activity. The record is from RefSeq and is a predicted model, not a curated record. The annotation marks the transcript as partial. Gene Ontology annotation, biological process: proteolysis; cell adhesion. NCBI's taxonomy places the organism in Eukaryota, Euglenozoa, Kinetoplastea, Trypanosomatida, Trypanosomatidae. Gene Ontology annotation, cellular component: cytoplasm; membrane. The transcript has a single exon.
AUGCGUCGUCUGUUGUGCACUGCGCUGCUCUUGCUGUGUUGUGCCUACGGGUGCAUUGCAGCUGUUGUGCAGCCGCUACCGCAGAAAGGACAGGGUCCCUGGGAUACGUACAUUGUGUCUGCUCCGAAAGGUAGUAUUGACAAGAGUGGAAAGAAUUGGCAACCCAUUCGUUUUGCUGUUUCUGCCAAAGAAAUUGAUAGGGUGUUGAAGUACUGUGAACAGUGGAAAAAGGAUCCUUGGGCUAAAGACAUAUAUGAUGAGGAUUAUGGAUUUAUACUUGAGGUUGCCAAACACAAAGAUGAGUUCUGUUAUGAAGAAGAGAAAACCAAAAUGACAGAUGUAAAGAAAAGUACGCUUUUAAGAAAAGUUCUCCCUGCUGCUCUCAAACUACACAGUGAACGUCUGAGUGUUGAUCGUGUGGAGAAGUUGGAGUUACCUUUUAAUAAGACGGAGAAGGAGUAUCCAGUUUUGCCUCUUUGCACAAAUGUCUCAAUUCCCAAAGAGCAUCAACAAGGUAUAUCCAACGCUGAUUUUAUGUUGUAUGUGGGUGUUACAACAUCAGCUGACUCAACUAACAGCGUUAAGAUUUGCAGUAAGAAUACAGAGGGUCGUCCUACAUCCGCUUUGAUUAAAUUCAUCCCCAUAGAAAUAGAUGCAACGAGGUACUUCAUUCGCUUUACUGCACAUGAGGUUGCACAUGCUCUUGGGUUUGAAAUUGAAAUGAUGAAGAAGUAUAUGGAGAUCAAAGAAGAAAAAACAGGCAAGAAGGAAGUCCAAUUGGUGGCAUCCAACGCUCUUAUUGAUAAGAUGAAGGAACAGUACAAAUGUCCGAGUGAUGAGGGUAAUGCUGAAAUAAAAGGAAUGCCUUUGCAAAGCAAGGCGUCUCAAACGAACCCACCACAUUGGAAGGGUCUUAUUGCGAAAGAUGAGUUGAUGAGUCCGUACACCUCUGAGCCUGGCGUCAAAGAUGUCAAUGGGGCGUACUAUACAUCACUAACACUUGCUGUAUUUGAUUCUAUGCCAUUCUACAAGGCCGACUUCAACAUGGCAGAAUCAAUGAGUUGGGGUAAGAAUGUUGGUUGUGAUUUUCUGAAGGGUGAAGAACAAAUGAAAAGCGGAAUAAUUGACAAUAACACCGAAAUGUUCUGCAAGGAAGUCAAGUCUUCUCUGCAAUGCACUUCUGAUCGUUUUUCACUUGGAAUGUGCUCGAAGGAUCCUGGGAAAGGGGUGCAGAUACCUGAUGAGUAUUUUUCUUUAUUUACCCCAAUUCUCAAAGACACUGAUGAUGACCUGAUGGAUGGUUAUCCCAUUAUUAAACCGUUUAUUACAACAAGUUGUGAGGAGGGCACGGUGGAGUACAUGCCUGGCAGUAUUGUGAGCAACAUCUCCCGAUGUCUGAAAGGUGUGGGUCUGCAGCUAAGAGAACAAAACGUAAAGAAAAAACAUCUGCUUGUUGGUGAUAUUUGUGCAGAUGUGAAAUGUGAUGAUAACAAAGUACAUAUCCGCUACAAGGGCAAUGACAGUUGGCACGUGUGUAAUGAAGAGAACAGUGUCAUAACCCCCGCAAAAGACUCGGCAUUCAGCAGCGGAACCAUACAGUGCCCCAAAUACUCUGAAGUUUGCAAUGAGAAGAAGAAAUCCACUGAAUUCACCAUCGUGUACGACGAAGGUGAGGAAGAGAAACUAAAGAGAGAGGAGGAGCAGGAGAAAGACGAAAUGGAAGUAGAGGCACAGGAAGCAGAAACGGAUCAGAAAAAGAAAGAACAAGAAGCAAAAAAUAAAAUGGAGGAAGACAACCACAAAAUGGAAGAAAAAGAACAAUUGGUGGAAGAGCGAAGUCAAGUAAAUACCAACUCACAACAAGUACCUCCAUUACCAGCUGAUGGUAAGAUGAAAGAGAAUCAAUCAAAGCCUGCGGAGCAGUCUGCUCUUGACACCAGUGGAAAACAAUCUCCUGCACCAUCAAAUGCCGGAAACCAAGGGGAUUCAGCUGGAGUGGGUCAAGAGGAUGUUUCACUUCCAGCGUCUCCCGAACCACGAGCUGCGAAUGAGGAGAACCGAGCUCAGGACAGUAACAUCAACAACAGCAGCGGUGCACUUCCACAGGAACCCUCUAUACCAGCACCAAAGGGGCCCAACUCUGAGGCCUCCAAGGAGGUUUCUUCUGAAACCACUGAGACACCCAAGCCUGUCAAAACUGAACCCAAUGCUGUUUCGGAGCAAACUUCUACCAUAAAGGAUGAGGAUAAGAAAAAUAAAACGGAAAACAUUGAACAAGUGCAAGAAACAAUAACACAGUCUCAACCUCAAAAUGGGAACGAUGAAGGAAUAAAUACCACAGUUGAUACAACUCUUGAUCCAAACAGUCCUGCCACCGAUAAUGAGAAGGAAGGCGGUGUGAAUGCUGACAACAACACAACUAACACAACAACGAGCAUACCAGAGAAUGUAAGCGCAUCUGCUGUUCCUGCCACUUUGACAGAACUAAACAAGACUCAGAUGGGACAAGUAAUAAACCAGGUGGGU